AGCUCAUCGCCUCUGCAGAGAAGCAAACAAGCCUCUGCUACAGUGCAGCUGCCGGUGGUGUAAAAGAAGCUGAUUCAGCCCGCGGAGGCUAAGGGAGGGGUGUACAAGAGGAUUCCCAAAACCAAGCCAGCUCGCUGCCUCCUCAGGACUAAACCGGAGCAGCGUGGCCGCGGAAGGAGCGAGAGACACGCCGGAGGAGAGGGGUGGGAAAGAGCCCGGACUCCCAGCUGCGUCCCGGAUGCGGACUGUCAACUUCCAGCAACUUUGAGAUCUCUCUGCGGGUCGCCUAGCGAAGAUGCCUCGCCCGGGCAGAAACACUUACAGUGAUCAGAAGCCUCCCUACUCCUACAUCUCGCUGACCGCCAUGGCGAUCCAGAGCUCCCCGGAGAAGAUGCUGCCCCUGAGCGAGAUCUACAAGUUCAUCAUGGACCGCUUCCCCUACUACCGGGAGAACACACAGCGCUGGCAGAACUCCCUCCGCCACAACCUCUCCUUCAACGACUGCUUCAUCAAGAUCCCCCGCCGCCCCGACCAGCCGGGCAAGGGCAGCUUCUGGGCGCUGCACCCCAGCUGCGGGGACAUGUUCGAGAACGGCAGCUUCCUGCGCCGCCGCAAGCGCUUCAAGGUGGUCAAGUCGGACCAUCUGGCCCCCAGCAAGCCGGCGGACGCGGCGCAGUACCUGCAGCAGCAGGCGAAGCUGCGGCUCAGCGCCCUGGCGGCCACCGGCACCCACCUGCCCCAGAUGUCCACGUACAACCUCGGCGUGUCCCAGCCCUCCAGCUUCAAGCACCCCUUCGCCAUCGAGAACAUCAUCGCCAGAGAGUACAAGAUGCCCGGGGGCCUCGCCUUUUCCACGAUGCAGCCCAUGCCGGCCGCCUACCCCCUCCCCAAUCAGUUGACUACGGUGGGCAGCUCCAUUGGCACGGGCUGGCCCCACAUGUACAGCUCGGGCAUGAUCGACACCGCCACCCCCAUCUCCAUGGCCAGCAGCGAGUACGGCGCCUACGGCGUGCCCAUCAAGCCGCUCUGCCAUGGGGGGCAGACUUUGCCGGCCAUCCCCGUCCCCAUCAAGCCUACCCCCGCCGCGGUGCCAGCCCUGCCCGCCCUGCCCGCGCCCAUCCCCACCAUUCUCUCGAACUCGCCGCCCUCGCUCAGCCCCACGUCCUCGCAGACGGCCACCAGCCAAAGCAGCCCGGCCACCCCCAGCGAGACUCUGACCAGCCCGGCGCCCGCCCUGCACUCCGUGGCUGUGCACUGACCCGGGUCGCUCGCACGGACGCUGUCUUCCCCUUUCCCCCAAAGUUUCCUCGGAGGUCUUCUCCCUCCCCUUCUCUCCCUCCUUCCCCUUCUUUCCCCUCUCCUCUCUACUCUUUUCCUCGAAAGCAGAGACUUUCCCGCGGGAAACUGAGGUUUGCCGUUCGCGUGAGCUCCCUUUCUGCUUCGCCCCUCCA
Molecule: messenger RNA, 1451 nt
Organism: Ficedula albicollis (Collared flycatcher)
Lineage: Eukaryota; Metazoa; Chordata; Aves; Passeriformes; Muscicapidae
Gene: FOXB1
Product: forkhead box B1
Exons: 3
Coding region: 296-1258 (320 amino acids)
Biological process (GO): anatomical structure morphogenesis; cell differentiation; regulation of transcription by RNA polymerase II
Molecular function (GO): DNA-binding transcription factor activity, RNA polymerase II-specific; RNA polymerase II cis-regulatory region sequence-specific DNA binding
Source: RefSeq, a predicted model, not a curated record